Molecule: messenger RNA, 937 nt
Organism: Vitis vinifera (wine grape)
Lineage: Eukaryota; Viridiplantae; Streptophyta; Magnoliopsida; Vitales; Vitaceae
Exons: 4
Coding region: 200-727 (175 amino acids)
Source: RefSeq, a predicted model, not a curated record
CAAUAAUAAGCCCUCCAUGCUUUGUGUGACUGUGACUGGGUCUAGGACUCUUCUUCCUCCUCACACUGGUCCAAAGUCUCACACACCAUUCAUUAUCAUAAACCAUGCACCCUUUGUUUUGGGGGUAAAAUUAUAUAAAAUAAAUUGUUGAUAUUUUACACUAUGGAUUUUUGAAAAAAAAAAUUACAUUUAUAUUACAAUGGCUUCGUCAGUUAACCUCCUCUCUGUUCCACCAUACUGCCCAAAAUGUUGCAGAACUCAAACCCUAGUCCUUUCUCUCUCAAAUUCUCAGUUAUUUUCCUCCAAAUCAUUCUGUUUGCUCCCAAACAUCCAAACCCAGAAGCUCAGAAUCCGGAAAUCUCGCUCCAGGCCCGUUGUUUGCGCUUCCCAAUCCAAUUUCUUGAGAGUGAUUCAAACAGUAUGGAAGAUUGGGAAGGAUGGAAUUGAGGCAGGAACUAACCUGGUGCCUGAAUCUGUUCCAAGACCAAUUGCAAGGAUUUCUGUUACUGUAGUUACAUUGGCAGUGGCCCUCUUUGUAUUCAAGUCAUUCUUGUCUACAGCUUUCUUUGUACUGGCUAUGAUGGGCCUCAUAUAUUUCACAUUCAUUGCCUUGAACAAGGAUGAUGGCCCAAGAGGAGGAGGAGGAGGAGGAGGCGUAGACGGAGGCACCCCCUCUACGGAAGACAGUCUAGAAGAAGCAAGAAGAAUCAUGGAAAAGUACAAGUAACAAAUUUUCUGAUUCCCGGCACAUAUGGGAAAGGAAUGGGGCACGCUUGGGGUAGGUCUAAAUGUCUAAUGCUCUUUUAAGGUUAAAUUUUCCUGAUGCUUUUAUAGAUAUGUUUAUUCCUUUAUACUGGCUCCAUGCAAAGCUGUGGGCAUGCACUGGAAAAAAGGGAAGACAAACUUUGCUUCAAUGGAGUACAUUCAUCUUUUUAUA